Galdieria sulphuraria is the source of this 1612-nucleotide messenger RNA. RefSeq lists its product as uncharacterized. Lineage: Eukaryota; Rhodophyta; Bangiophyceae; Galdieriales; Galdieriaceae. The transcript is spliced from 2 exons. The record is from RefSeq and is a predicted model, not a curated record. The coding region runs from base 23 to 1408 and encodes 461 amino acids. Gene Ontology annotation, cellular component: TRAPPIII protein complex.
UGGUUUUGCCAUCUUGUCCAACAUGAGUGAAGCGAGAUCUUCUCCUCCCAGUCAAAACACUAGCCUUUCCGGUACUCCCAAGUUGUUGUUUCGUAUUAUCAAAACGGAACGCCCCAAGCCGACAUUUCAUGCUCCAAUACCUUUUAUUCGUCCAUUGUUUUAUGAACAAGUUGACCGUAAGUCAAGCUAUGAAAAAGAUUUUGAAGUAACCACACGCGAAAGUUCGCCUCGGACCGCUGAAGAUAGCUGUUUUGGAAUAACUUCAAAUGUAUCACAUACAAGCAACUUUAACAUCUAUCGUGGAGAAUCGGUUCACUUGACUUUGGUAUUGCUCAACGCGUCGAGCUCAGAUCUCGGUUUCGUGAGUGUUCUUGUACGUUUACAGACAUCAGAGGGAAGCUACUGUCUGUUGGAUACCCAAUCUUCUCCAAAUAAUAUAUUUACAACUCAAGCUUCUCUGGAAUACAACUUGCAGUUUGUUGCAAAAGUUGUGGGAAAUUAUGCUUUGCAGUGUUUUGCGUUUUACACAGAUGUGGAUGGUCAAGAACAUACGAUAUCUCAGUCUUACCGUUUUACUGUCCAUCUCUGUUUGAACUUUAUCUAUGAUAUCCGUUUGGUAGAAGAAGAAACAGAUUGGGAGUUUUUUGCUUCAUUGCAUCCUUCAAGUGUUUAUAUCGUGGACUGUUUUAUAUACAAUGUUUGUCAACUGCCAGUUUAUUUACAUGAGGUUCAUUUUUUACUUUCAGAUAACAUUGGCUGUGAAAGAGGCUCUAAAGAGGAUCAGAAUCCUUCGAUAAUAGUAAAAGAUUUGAACAUACCUUCAGUUGGUGGAGAAGAGCGAACAAAUGAAUCGCUUAUUUUGAACCCGGGAGACUGUCAAACUUUUACUUAUUUGGUGUAUAGUGCGAUAGAGGAUCCUCUUCGUAGAAAGUCCUCUUCACGAGCGAAGAAUGUUCUUGGAAGCAUAUAUGCCAGUUUUACUCGUUUUGGUGGAGACCGUGUCGUAUUGGAUCCCGCACUUACUGUAGAGGAGCCUAAGAUGAGUCAGGUUUCUAUGGUGACUAUAGAAGUCGUUGGAGUUCCUUCAAAGAUCGUCGUUGAAUGUCCUUUUGUUGCUACUAUGAAAGUUGUUAAUCGUACAUCGCAAUCCAAAAAGUUUUAUUUUCAGGUAAGAAGAGACAAAGUGGGAUCUAUUGUUCCCAUUGGAGUAUCUGGGCGUCUGUUGGAAACUUUACAACCGAAUCAGAGUUGCAAAUUGGACAUGCAACUCAUAGCAUUGGAACCUGGUGCUCAUUUCUUAUCCGGUUUUCGAGUCGUUGAUGUGGAGUCAAGGGAAUAUUAUGAAGCAGCAUCCAAAGAAGUAAUUGUUCAUUCAGUAUUGGAAGAAAAUAUUGAAGAAAUGGAAUAGUUUAGUUGGAACAAGUUGAUAUGCAAAGAAACCAUUUUCGAUAAGAUAUUUAUUCAUGUCUAUAUGUGUACGUUUGAUGAUAGAGAAUGUUGUCGUGUGGACGUUCUCUCUCUCUCUCUCUCUCUUUUUUUUUGGUUAUAUAUAUAUAUAUAUAUGAAAGGAAAUAUAGUUGUUGUAUGAAUGGAUAAAAUUGAAAACGAGUUU